Messenger RNA from Saccostrea echinata, 2404 nucleotides. RefSeq names its product BRCA1-associated protein-like. NCBI's taxonomy places the organism in Eukaryota, Metazoa, Mollusca, Bivalvia, Ostreida, Ostreidae. Gene Ontology annotation, biological process: protein ubiquitination; Ras protein signal transduction. The record is from RefSeq and is a predicted model, not a curated record. Gene Ontology annotation, molecular function: zinc ion binding; ubiquitin protein ligase activity. The coding region runs from base 66 to 1964 and encodes 632 amino acids. Gene Ontology annotation, cellular component: cytoplasm. The transcript is spliced from 14 exons.
CAGGCCUGUUCCACUUUCGUCUCUCGUGCUGAACUCGGAAAUUGUAAAAUUACAGAUGUUUUCCAAUGUCUGAGUCGAUAUCUUUGGUAGUCUUACGACUCGAAAUCGAGACUGGAUUUCCCCUCACCACAGAUUUGGAGUAUAGAGCACCAGAUUUUGAAGUAUUUGGUGAGAGGGAGGUAGCAAAACUCAGAACCAGCUACGCUGAAGCAGCUUGCAGUUCCAAAAAGGAUUUUUCACAAGACCUGCUGAUUCAGAAGUGCAGAGGAGAGAGGAUAUUGACAGAUCUGACAAUAGAGACUUAUUUAAAUGACAUGAAUAACCAAGCAGAUAAAAACUGGAACCCUCCCAUGGAAAAGAACAAUUCAGAAACUAAACCGAAGAACCCAGAAAUUGGUGCAUUUUCGCGGGAAGGCUCUAUAACAUCUAAUGCCUCAACGUCCAGUGGAGAAAAAGCAGCAUCAAAGGAGGUGUGUUUCCAGCCUAUUGAUGAUAGCGAUGACAGCCCCAUGCCAAGUCAGAGGGGGGAAAGGCCACACAGUGGGGGAAGGAUGAAGAGCAGUCCCCAUGAUUCCCCCACAAUACAAUUCUUCUCUGGAAACCCUAUGGUUGAGAGGACAUGUGGGAUCUUACAUCUGUACAAAGACAAUAAGAAGACAUCAUUGAAGGAUGAAGUUCCUAGAAGUGAACUGAUUUGUAUGUUAGCUGUGCCAGCUGCAUACACCAUCCAUGAUCUGGUUAAAUUCACUGCCCCUGUGGUUGAGGGCAUUGAGUACAUGAGAAUUAUCAGAGAUUCCACUCCUAACCAGUAUAUGGUUCUAAUUAAGUUCCACAAUCAGAGACUGGCUGAUGAAUUCUUUAAUACCUACAACAAUGUGUCCUUCAACUCCAUAGAACCAGACAUUUGUCAGCUCAUCUAUGUAGCCAAGGUGGAAGUCAUGAAGGACUCAGAGGGAGCUUGUUUACCUGUGGCUGGUUUGACAGAGCUACCCAAUUGUCCUGUGUGUCUGGACAGAAUGGAUGAAUCUGUGGAUGGCACCCCAGUAUUAACAAUUUUGUGCAAUCACACAUUUCAUGUAAACUGUCUAGCAAAAUGGGGUGACACCAGUUGUCCAGUUUGCCGGUACUGCCAGACACCCGAGGAAACAGCUGACCAGCGGUGUAUGACCUGUGGUUCUCAGGAGAGUUUAUGGAUUUGCUUGAUUUGUGGGAACAUUGGAUGUGGAAGAUAUGUUGACCUACAUGCAUACAAACACUUUCAAGAAACACAGCACACGUAUGCCAUGCAGUUAGGUAACAGUCGAGUGUGGGAUUAUGUUGGGGAUAAUUUUGUUCAUCGUUUGGUUCAGAGUAAAGGUGAUGGUAAACUGGUAGCUGUGGAGGACCAGCAAAGCUCAGAAAUGGAUGGCAAGGCUGAUUCCCUUUCACUAGAGUACACGUAUCUCUUGACAAGUCAACUUGAACAACAACGGAAAUAUUUUGAGCAGAAAAUGGCACAAGUGGAGAAGAGUGCUCAAGAAAGAGCUGACAUCUUAGAUGUGAAAUAUAAAGCCGCUACAGAAGAUUUAGAGAAAGUAAAAGUUGAACAACAAGCUUUAAAUAAGGAGAAACAAGCUGUGGAAAAAAAGUGUUCACAUCUCCACAGUCGACUGACUUCAGCUCUGAAGGAUCUACAAGAGGAAAAACAAAUGAACAAGUGUCUGUUAGAGAACCAGCAGGUCUGGCAGAAAAAGGUCACAAUGUUAGAGAGUCAGGUCCAGGACCUCUCACAAAACAAGGAGCAGGAAAUUCAGGAGUUGAGGGACCAGUUACGAGAUGUGAUGUUUUACAUGGAAGCUCAACAGAAGUUGUCUGAGACUUCAGAAGUUUCCCAGACAGAACUAGAACAGAGUCAUGUCAUUGUCGGUGCUUCUGGAAACAGUCCCUCCCCUCGCUCCAAAAAAGGCAGGAAAAAGGAAAGGUGAAGCAGGUGCCCACCAAAGAAAAACAAGUCCUUCAUUUUCCUGCAAUAUUUCUCUGUGAUGUGAUGCCAUUGCAAUAUUUCUCUGUGAUGCCCUUACUGAAAAAAAAAAUAUCUCAAGGAGCAGAAUCUUUCUACCAUUUUUCUGUAGACUGUGCAGAAAUUGCUUCAUAUACUGUACAUGUAUGAUAACACAGGGAGCAGAUUUUAUUUGAAUUGUUCAAGCUUGAGGUUACUUUUUAUUGCUGAUUACUGAUCAAAGAUUUGAGAAUCAGAACACUUUUUGUCCACUAGACAGCUUUGUUGUCGUUUUUAUUUCUGUAUGUCAGUAUUUGAAUUGUACAUCAGUGUAGUAUUUUAUUGCAAGACUGUUUGCCUGGAGCAAAGAGAUAUCCUGCCAAAUAGAGUCUGUGAUUGAUAUGAUUAAAAAAAAAUCAUCUUUGU